AUGGCUGUGUCACUGUGGUUCCUGGGGGUGUGUGUGCUCAGUCUGGCUCAUGUCGCCCCUUCCAGCCAAGCUAUGUCCCGGGCUGCUAUGCCGUUCGGGCUGCUGCGCAGGGAGCUGGCAUGCGAGGGUUACCCCAUCGAGCUACGCUGCCCAGGAAGUGACGUCGUGAUGGUGGAAACUGCCAACUACGGACGCACCGACGACAAGAUAUGUGACGCAGACCCCUUCCAGAUGGAGAACACACAGUGUUACCUCCCUGACGCACUGAAGAUUAUGGCCCAGAGGUGUAACAACAGGACUCAGUGUGUGGUGGUCGCAGGGGUCGACGUGUUCCCAGACCCCUGUCCUGGAACAUACAAGUACCUGGAGAUCCAGUAUGAGUGUGUCCCUUACAAAGUGGACCAAAAAGUUUUCGUGUGUCCUGGCUCACUGCUCAGCAUCCAGCCCGCAUCCUCGCUCCUGGAGGCGGAGCAUCAGUCAGGUGCAUGGUGUAAGGACCCGUUGCAAGCUGGUGACAGGCUGUACGUCAUGCCAUGGACACCGUACAGGACAGAGGUGCUGUAUGAGUACGCCUCCUGGGACGACUACCGCCAAAACAGAAUCACCACCACCUAUAAGUUGCCUAGCCGUGUGGACGGUACAGGCUUUGUGGUGUAUGACGGCGCCGUGUUUUACAACAAGGAGCGGACGCGCAAUCUGGUCAAGUAUGACCUGCGGACUCGCAUAAAGAGUGGCGAGGCAGUAGUGGUCAAUGCCAACUACCAUGACACCUCGCCUUACCGCUGGGGAGGGAAGUCAGACAUCGAUCUGGCAGUGGACGAGAACGGCCUUUGGGUGAUCUACUCUACUGAAGCCAAUAAUGGACGCAUUGUGGUCAGCCAGGUGAACCCGUACACCCUGCGCUUUGAGGGUACGUGGGCCACAGGCUUUGACAAACGUGGGGCGAGCAACGCCUUCAUGGCCUGUGGCGUGCUCUACGCCGUUCGUUCCGUCUUCCAGGAUGAUGAAGGGCAAGCGGACGGCCGGGCUGGCAGCGACAUGGUGGUUUACGCCUACGACACCAGCCGUGGACAGGAGCUGCCCGUUCAGAUACCAUUCCCCAACCCUUACCAGUACAUCUCCUCCAUAGACUACAACCCCAGAGACAACCAGCUGUACGUGUGGAAUAACUAUUACGUGCUGAGAUACCCGCUACAGUUCACUCCGCCACCGCCCACUAAAGGUCCCCUCUCGUCUCUGAUGACGACCGUCCGCUCCUACACAGCUACUGUCGCGUUGACCCCGGUGCGGCCGUCAGCUUCUCACCCGAUUGGCGUCAUCAAUCGAGGGCCCUUUGACCAGCGGCCGAUCACAGCCAUGGUCCCCCUGACUCCACGCCCUCCUCUGCGUGUCCCCUUGGCUCCUGGGGGUCCCGGUCAGGUGGGCGGAUGUGAGGGUCGUGUCGCACGAGGCGUACAGUGGCCCCCCACCCUGAAGGGCGAGACAGUGGAGAGGCCCUGCCCUAAAGGGUCACUGGGUAUAGCCUCCUAUCAGUGCAUGUCGUCUCCAGUGGGUUGGAGCUCCAGAGGGCCUGACCUUUCCAACUGCACCUCUCCCUGGGUCAGCCAAAUUGCACAGAAGAUUAAAAGCGGAGAGAACGCAGCCAACAUCGCUGGGGAGUUGGUCAACCUGACGCGGGGGCGGAUCUAUGCUGGUGAUGUCAGCAUGUCCGUCAAGCUAAUUGAACAGCUAUUGGACAUCCUGGACUCCCAGCUCCAGGCCUUGAGACCAGCCAAUAAAGAAUCUGCAGCACGCAAUUACAACAAGCUGCAGAAGAGGGAACGCACCUGCAGAGCUUAUGUUCAGGCUGUCGUUCAAAUAGUUGAUAAUCUGUUGGGUCCUGAGGCUCUGGUGUCCUGGGCAGAUAUGAGCGGUGUUGACCAAUCACGCUCUGCAUCACUGCUGUUGGACGCAGUAGAGAAAGGGGCGUUUCUAUUGGCUAACAACCUCUAUGAAGGCCGGUUCAGUGACAGGGCACCGAAUGUUGAUCUGGAGGUGUAUGUGCUAAAUACAGAGGCAGACAUACAGGACCUGACGUUCCCUCACUCCUACGACAGCGACAGCAUCUUGCAGAUAUCAGCACUGGCUCUGCAACAGUACAGCAACAAUGGCCAGGUGAAGCUGGUCCUCUCUCUCUUUAAGAACUUGGGCUCCUUCCUGACCACACAGAACUCCACUCUGCGGCUCGGGCUGGGACUGGGCCAGGGGUCAGAGGUCAGGCGUAAGAGCCUGGUGGUCAAUUCCCAUGUGAUCUCUGCCUCUGUGCACAGAGGAUCCAACAGAGUGUACCUCUCCGAGCCGGUGAUCUUCACUCUCAGGCACCUGCAGCUGGAGAACCACUUUGGCCCGAACUGCUCUUUCUGGAACGCAUCAGGUGUAUCUGGGAGCGGCAGGUGGUCUACACAGGGCUGCCGCCUGUUACACACCAACAACACACACACUACCUGCGCCUGCAACCACCUGUCCAGCUAUGCUGUGCUCAUGACGUACCAGCAACCCGCAUUUGGGGCCGGUGUAGAAGAGCUUCUGGUCUAUGUGGUUUCUUGGGUUGGCAUCUCUGUAGCACUGGUGUGUUUGGCCACCUGCCUUACAACCCUGUGCUGCCAGGGGGCACCUUGGCACACAGACCACAGCACCAUCCACUGCAACCUGUGGGCCAACCUGCUCAUCACUGAACUACUCUUCCUUGUCGGCGCCAACAAGACACAAUAUACAGUUGUGUGCUCCAUCAUUGCUGGCUUGCUGCACUUCUCGCUGCUCUCAGUGUUUUGCUGGUUGUGUCUGGAGGGGGUGGAACUGUACCUGCUGCAGCGGGAGGUAUUUGAGGGACGUAACUCCAGGAGGAAGUAUUUCUACCUAUGUGGCUACUCUAUUCCUGGACUGGUGGUGGCCGUGUCUGCAGCUAUAGACUUCAGAGGCUACGGCUCAAAGACUGCAUGUUGGCUACGAACAGACAAUUACUUCAUUUGGAGUUUCCUUGGACCCGUUGCUGUCGUCAUAACGUUGAACCUCGUUGUCUUGGUGAUGACCUUACAUAAGAUGCACAGCACUGCUGCUUUGAAGCCGGACUCCAGUCGCCAUGACAACCUGAGGGCAUGGGCGGUGGGCUCCCUGACGCUGCUCUUCCUGCAGAGCGUCACAUGGUCCUCAGGCCUGAUGUUCCUGUCUGCUCCGUCUCUCCUCCUGGCUUAUCUCUUCUCCUCCCUCAACACCGCCCAGGGCCUCCUCAUCACCAUACUGCACUGCAGCCUCGCCAGGAAGGGCCAAAAGGACUAUGGCAGAUGCCUGCGUCUCUCGCAGUGCUGUGCAACUUCCUCUUCCAGCUCUCCAGACUCUGUGAAGGGUUCUGCCCUGCGGUCCAACAGCCGGUACACCAGCAGCCAGAGUCGGAGAGCCACUGCUAACAGACAGAGUCGCAUCAGGAGGAUGUGGAACGACACUGUUCGCAGACAGACUGAAUCUUCUUUCAUCGCUGCAGACGUGAACAACACUCCCACUCUUAACCGCGCUCCGUUGGGGAACCACUUCCUUACUAAUCCAGUACUGCAGACUCAUGCUGGAGCCUCUCCUUAUGACACGAUGCUGGCCCAGGGAUACAAUCAACCUUUCACCUCCACAGUAGGAACCUUCAGAAACAAGCAGAAGGGUGGUGUGUCCCAGAGUCAGGAGCCCUGUGGGUUGGACAGUGUGUGUCUCAACGGAGGUUACACCCCCAACACCUUCACUCUGCAUGGUCUGGGGACAACACCCGGGUCCCGAGCCGGAGUGGUGGGCAGCACUGACCUUCUGAGGGAGGGAGGAGUUGGGAUAGGAGGGGAUGACAUCUCUCCAGCCCUCCUCACCCCCCACGGGGCCACAGAUCUGGGCAGCAGUGCCGGAAUGCGCCGUAACCUGUCUGAUGCAGCCGCGCUGGAGAAGAUGAUCAUCUCAGAGCUGGUGCAGAGCAACCUGAGGCCCUCGGUCCCCAUGCCUGUUCCUCCCGAGCGCUACGGAAGCCUGGCGAGGCCUCACCACCACGACAGGGCGGCUCUCACUCACACUGCCACACUAACUCGACACGCACAGCCAACCCAGGAGGGCUGGGCUGCCACCAUGCAGCCAAACACACGCCACAACGCACAAGAGGGCUGGGCGCAUACGAGGCACCACACACAAGACGCUGAGACGCAUUCCACCACACGUGGACAAGAUCACGCCACGACGCCACGCUUACAAGAUGGCUGGUCCCACGCACGCGUUUCUGGAGAUUCUGAGUCCCGUGAGCUGCUUAAAGACGGGGACAGGUCGCAGCUGCAAGGCACUCUGGGUCGCCGCGGGCUCCAGGACAGGCAGCAAGCACGUCCCCCUGAUGUUCAGGCUCGGCCCUACUCCACCCUCAGCCGCACUCCUGGUACUCUGUCUCGCCACCGCAGCACAGUGGAGUCGAGCGGAGGGGCGGACAGAGACAGGGAGAGAGACCGGGAUCGUUACCGGGACAGGCCCCUCCCGCCUCCCCCUCCCCCUCCCCCACAGGAGUCUGAGCCCCUGUACAAGGCUCUGGAAGAGCCGCUGCUGAUGAAACAGAGGGAGGCAGGUGUAGAGACGUGGAGAGGCGGCCAAGACAGAGAGAAGGACGAGACAUUUCUCUUGAAAAGGGACGGAAUGAUGGACGAAUGGAGGGGAGGAGCUGAGAGAGGGAGGGACGAGUCUUUUACCUCUCAGAAGAGAGAUGGAGAGAUGGAGGAGUGGAGAGGUGGCAUGGAAAGAGGGAGGGAGGAACCUCAUCUUCUGGAGAAGAGAGAUGGAAGGAUGGAGGUGUGGCGAGGAGGAGCGGAGGCGGAGCAGGAAGAGACUUUCAUAACCCAGAAGAAAGAUUUUGGGCUUGAUGGAUGGAGAGAUGGAGGUCUAGAUGGGCGGAAAAGAGGGAAAGAUAGAGCGCCUCUUCGGUAUCAUGGCGAACGAGAGGAUUCUGACAGCUUCGCUCUGCCUUUGACGCCUGAUCUUGACCUUGAUCCUGACUCCUCACCAAUCUACGCCAGAGAUUCAAACCCUUCCCCGCUCUACCCCGGGGACCGAAGCUCGCCGCCACUCAGCAUCUUUCCCCGAAGCUCUCCCCCGACAAAUAUAUUCGCUCCACGAGACACCAACUCGCCUCCCAACAACCUCUACUCCCGACACUCCCCCCAGGUGUACAGCCGAAGCAGCUCCCCUCCUCGCUUCUACACUCGCACAUCCCCUCCGACCCUCUCGUACCCCGACAGCAGCCCCGAAGGUCCAGAAGAGGUCAGCCCUACUGGCCAGCCCCAGCGGCCCGCCCUGGAACUGCCCUACAGCCUGGGGCGACCCCCGCUGGGCCCACGGCCCAAUCACCUGCAGACCUUCUACCAGCCGCCGCCGCUGGCGUCCAAUGGAGAGGCAGUGUACACAGCAGAGCCCACCUCUGAGGGAGAGGACGGACAGAUGCAGCGGGUGACGAGCCUGUGA
Seriola dumerili (greater amberjack) is the source of this 5502-nucleotide messenger RNA. Its product is annotated as adhesion G protein-coupled receptor L1-like. Gene Ontology annotation, biological process: cell surface receptor signaling pathway; G protein-coupled receptor signaling pathway. Gene Ontology annotation, cellular component: membrane. The coding region runs from base 1 to 5502 and encodes 1833 amino acids. Lineage: Eukaryota; Metazoa; Chordata; Actinopteri; Carangiformes; Carangidae. Gene Ontology annotation, molecular function: carbohydrate binding; G protein-coupled receptor activity. The record is from RefSeq and is a predicted model, not a curated record. The transcript is spliced from 26 exons.